CUUGACAUUGUGCACUCACAUGCACAUUGAAUUCAUUUUUUUUUUAACAAAAUAUUACAUCAUAUCGUUUUAAUAAUAACUCUAAGUGACUUCGUAAACAUCUCUUUACGUAAGAAAAAGAAAUCUAUAUUUGUCUCGCUCACACAUUGUCAGUGCUGAACAAAAUGGCGAGCCGUCGGUCAGCGUCUGCGCAACGCUCUAUGACUAGAAGUCGAAAAAUUCUAGCGUUGGUGCCUAAAUGCGGAGCUAAGUCUGAUGUAGAAUCUAGCGAAUCUUCGGAAGAUGAAUUCCAGAUGUGUAGACCUCAUCAAGAUAUCUCCGAAGACAGCUCCCCGGUCCGAUCAAUAGCGUCAUCCGUCGAAAAUGUAAACAUCUCCGAUUCUGAUGACUGUGAGUAUCGAGAAAUAUAUGCCGUUGCUUCUGUCCAUGAAGAACCGAGAAUCAGACAAAACACUACCGACUCUAUUUCAUACUCACCUUCUAUUCUUCAACACGAUCCUGAUAUUAUACCGCCUUCGCCAUCAGUUUAUAUUCCACCGUCACCAUCAAUAGACUCAAUCUGCAGCCCCGCAUCAUUAGCACUUGCCGCAUCUUCAGCCCCUGCCGCAGCUGCCGCAGCUACUGUACGUCUUCGGCGUUAUAAGAAAACUCCGGUAAUCGUAAAAAAAACCGUUUUGAAACCUACCAAACUGUCUCCUAAAUGGACAAAAACGAAAUUUCAAGGAUCAGCAGUUAUAGAAGAUAACAUGUUUUGCGAUUCUACUGAUAUUGAAAAAUCACCGCUUGAUUAUUUUAAGUUAUUUUUUACUGACGAUAUACUAGAACUUAUUGUAUAUCAUUCUAAUUUGUAUUCUGUGCAGAAAAAGGGCACAUCAAUUAAUAUUACCAAAGAGGAUAUUAAAGACUUCAUCGCUAUAAAUAUUUUAAUGGGUGUUGUAGAUAUGCCGGCAUACACCGAUUACUGGUCAAACGAAUUUAAAUACAGUAAAAUUGCUGACGUCAUGACGUUAAAGAAGUUUCAGUGUAUUAGACGUUACAUUCAUUUUAAUGACAACUUAAAAGAUGACGGUGACAGAUAUUACAAAAUAAGGCCACUAAUAGAAAAAGUUCGUCGUAACUGUGCGUCCAAUAUUCCUGAAGGAAAACGUUUUAGCAUCGACGAGAUGAUGGUGCCUUAUAAGGGUACUAGAGCCGGAAGCCGAAAACAAUACAUAAAGAAUAAACCCAAAAAAUGGGGCUUUAAGUUUUUCGUUCGUGCUUCACCAUCCGGCCUAGUACAUGAUUUUAUCAUUUAUGGAGGAGAAGACACUUUCAGACUCCAUACUUUUGCUGAAAAAGAAAAAAGUAUGGGUCUUGGAGCCAAGGUUGUAAUAGCUUUGGCCAAAUCAAUCAAGCAAAAACCAUGCUCCGUACUAUACUUUGACAACUUUUUUACGUCAAUUGAAUUGAUGCAUCAUCUAAGGAAUGAGUAUGGUAUAUUCUCCUUAGGUACAGUCAGGACAAAUCGGCUUCGUGGGGCAGAGAAAAAAUUACCAAGUGAUAAGGAGAUGAAAAAAAAGGGCAGGGGAGCUUUUGCACAGGUCGUGUCAAACGAACACAACAUCGCUGUUGUGAAAUGGUUCGACAACAAGUGUGUGGUAGCUGCAAGUACUUAUGUGGAUGCUCACCCUGUACAUAACAUAAUGCGAUACAAGAAAGAAGAGAAGAAAAAAGGUCUCGUCACAUGCCCAAAUUUAAUAAAGCACUAUAACGCUAAUAUGGGUGGGGUCGAUCUAGCCGACAUGUUAGUUGCUUUAUACCGUACUGAUUUAAAAGGACAUCGUUGGUAUUUAGUAUUAUUUUCUCAGAUUCUGGACAUCUGUGUCAAUAAUGCCUGGUUGCUAUAUCGUCACGAGAACAGUGGUAAACAAAAACUAUUGCAACUCAAAAAGUUUCGAGUCACUUUAUUUAGGCAACUGCGUUUUUUUGAGAGGAGUUCUAAUAUACAACCAGAUGCCAUUUCCAAAACUGAGAGAAAAAUAAAAAAGCCUGUUGCGGAGAGGCCUGAUGAUGCUACUCGUUACGACCUAACUGGACAUCUUCCUGCUUUUAUGACAAAAGGCAGAUGUAGACUAUGUACUAAACAUCAAACCAAAUUUUUUUGUCCAAAGUGUAACGCACGACUGUGUAUAGUUGAAGGGCGAAAUUGCUUUAUAGAUUUUCAUAUUAAGUAGUAUUUAAGUUUUUCACAUUGUUACAUAGUAGCAUGUGAGUAAACAUUGAUCUCAGAGCAUUAGAACUGAAUAUUGUGAUAAAUAAUAAUAUAUAGUUUAGCUUUGUUUAAAAAAAUGUCUACCUAUGUCAUAAUAUUGUAACCGUAGCAAACCUAGUUUCAAAUUGAUCUCAAAACUUGUUGAUAUUUUUCAAUUUCAAUAUUAUUUUUAUGUUAUUGUUUCUUUUUUAGUUUUUGUGAUUACAUGGCAGUGUGCAUGUAAAGACACAUAUUUUUUUGUAGGUUUUUUCUUGUGAGCUUGGCAGUGUGCACUGGAAGACACAUAAUAUAUCCUGAAAACUGAAAUUCACGGAUUUUUUAUUUUAAUUUUCCUGAUAUCCUUAUAAUCCAAUUAACACAGGGAAGUAGUAAAAGUUUAAUUUUUUAAAGGUUAAAUUCUCUGCCAAGUAUAGGGUUAAAAA
Spodoptera litura is the source of this 2673-nucleotide messenger RNA. Lineage: Eukaryota; Metazoa; Arthropoda; Insecta; Lepidoptera; Noctuidae. The record is from RefSeq and is a predicted model, not a curated record.